Molecule: messenger RNA, 900 nt
Organism: Fomitopsis serialis
Lineage: Eukaryota; Fungi; Basidiomycota; Agaricomycetes; Polyporales; Fomitopsidaceae
Product: proline iminopeptidase
Exons: 2
Coding region: 1-900 (299 amino acids)
Biological process (GO): proteolysis
Molecular function (GO): peptidase activity
Source: RefSeq, a predicted model, not a curated record
AUGGCGAGUCCCGAUUUCGACCGAGAAGAGUUUGCGCCCUUCACCGUCAACGGGGAAACCUAUCAAACCUGGUACAGAGUAUUCGGGGAGAUAACAGCUGGUUGCCGCCCGCCGCUCAUCGUUAUACACGGCGGCCCCGGUCUCUCUCAUGACUAUCUCCUCCCUCUGUCCGACCUUGCUGCUACCGCACAGGUUCCCGUGGUCUUCUAUGAUCAACUGGGUAAUGGUCGUUCGGCCCGUCUCCCGGAUAAGCCCCACACGUUCUGGAGCAUGCACCUAUUCAUGGACGAGCUCGACAACCUCAUCGCACACCUGGGGAUCGGUGAGGCCUUUGACAUCCUGGGCCAGUCAUACGGCGGUAUGCUAGGCGCCCAAUACGUCGUCGAGCGUCAGCCGGAAGGCCUACGGCAUCUCAUCCUAAGCAAUUCCUUCGCAUCAAUGGACCUAUGGAAUCAGUCCCUCGCCCAGCUGGCACAGGCGUUUCCGCAAGACGUACAGGAGGGUUUAAGACUGGGCAUCAGCGACGUCCAGAAGUACGAGUACGGGCUCAUGAAAUUUUACGAAGUGCAUGGAUGCACUAUCCAACCAUUCCCAGCUGACUUCUCCCGGACGUUCGAGUACGCCUUCGGAGACAAGCGUGAUCUCACCGUCGCUGCCGCCAUGUUUCCCUACCUGCAGGGUUGGACCAUCAUCGAUCGACUCCACCUCAUCAAGGUGCCAACCUUCGUUGUCAAUGGGAGGGCCGACUUCGCGCAAGAUUUCGCGGCGCAGCCGUUCUUCGACCGCAUCCCCAAGGUGAAGUGGCUGACGUUCGAGAAUUCGAGUCAUAUGCCGUUCUGGGAGGAGCGCGACAGAUACAUGCAGGAAGUGAAGAACUUCUUAGAGUUGACGGGUCCCUGA